CAAAGGCUUGGUAACUUCCCUCUUUCAUUGCAAAGACACAGAACUGUUUGUCCACACAGGGGUAAAAAGAGGAAAUCUCUUAGCCACACAGACCUAACCAACAUCUGUUGAGUUAGAUCAAUCUCUCUGUUAUAAUAAUGUUGGAAAACAGGCUUGAUAUUAGUUUUAAAGAGAUGUUAGUACUCAGGUAAACCUGUAUCUACCAUAUCCAGGCAUUAACACUAGUAUGUGUGUAUAUACAAACAUAUGCACACUUUUCAGAUUGUUUUCCCUCACAGAUUAUUACAAGAUAUUGAAAAUGGUUCCUUGUGCUAUACAGUAGGUCCUUGUCACUUAUUUUAUAUACAGUGGUGUGAACCUGCUCAUCCCAAGCUCAUAACUUAUCCCUCCCUUCUCUUUCACCUUUGGUGACCACAAGUUUGCUUGCUACCUCUGUGGGAACUAGGAGCCCAUGGGCAGCACAGCCAAAGAGAGAGAGAGAGAAAGACAUGUCAAACUAAGCAUGGCUCUGGUAGAAGGAGAGGGGCUGUGUGUCGGCCAAGCAGACAGAGGAAGAGCUGAGGCGCUUCCCAAGCCCUCCCUCAGGGCCUGGCCCAGCUCGGUGGUCCCCGCCCGGAGCUCCGUGACCCUGCGAUGCGGGGCUCCCGCCAGGAACGUAAGCUUCACUCUCAAGAAGGGGGGACGCGUCUGGGAGAUGGUCCAGUCACCCGACUCCACAGAGAGCCGAGGGGAAUUCCACCUCCCCGAUGUAACGUCCAGCCACGCGGGAGAAUACAGCUGCGAAUACCACCGGACGGGGGACCCCCGCGUGAGCUCAGGGCCCAGUGACGCCCUGCUGCUGCUGGUGACGGGCUAUCUCCGUAAACCUUCCCUCCAAGCCCACCGAAGGGGCGCUGUGAUCGAAGGACAGGAGGUGACCCUGCAAUGCCAGCGGCCGGCCACGGACCUGGGGACCGUCAUGUUCGCUCUGCUCAAGGCAGGAAGCGCAGCGCCGGUGCAGGUCCGGGCGCCGGCCGGGCGGGAGACCGACUUCUCCCUGCGGAGCGUGAGCGCCAGAGACAGCGGGAACUACAGCUGCCUGUACUACCAGGCCAGGGCCCCCUUCCUGACUUCACAGGCCAGCCCUCACCUUGAGCUCUGGGUGGCGGCUUCCCCACCUUCCAUAAUCUCGGAUUACACCACGGGGAACCACAUCAGACUAGCUCUAGCCGCCGUAAUCAUGUUUAUCGCGGGGGCUUUCCUGCUGGAAGCCUGGUGUUGGCAGAGGCGCGUCAGCGGGGAGUCAGGAUGAAGGACCUCAGGUCCCCAGAGCUGGAGAAGCCUGUGGAAUGACUUAUGCUGAACCGGACAGCAGAGGCCUAAGUGAAGGUCUUCCCAGCCAGAGAAGAAAGGGAGAACUUCCGGCAAGGAGUGGAUGAUGAGGGAGAGGCCCUCAGGGGAUUGGGCAAGGGGGAGGCUCCUUCCUCAGAUCACCAAUAAACGUGUGUUUCCUUCUUCUAAAGAA
Molecule: messenger RNA, 1504 nt
Organism: Dama dama (fallow deer)
Lineage: Eukaryota; Metazoa; Chordata; Mammalia; Artiodactyla; Cervidae
Product: T-cell-interacting, activating receptor on myeloid cells protein 1-like
Exons: 6
Coding region: 452-1291 (279 amino acids)
Cellular component (GO): plasma membrane
Source: RefSeq, a predicted model, not a curated record